Molecule: messenger RNA, 1785 nt
Organism: Stereum hirsutum FP-91666 SS1
Lineage: Eukaryota; Fungi; Basidiomycota; Agaricomycetes; Russulales; Stereaceae
Product: MFS general substrate transporter
Exons: 15
Coding region: 1-1620 (539 amino acids)
Biological process (GO): transmembrane transport
Molecular function (GO): transmembrane transporter activity
Source: RefSeq, a predicted model, not a curated record
AUGGCCACGGCGUGCGACUCGUCGAUAUUUCUAUCUAAUGUCCAUUGUACCUCCACUAUAGAAGCGUCUAUUUACCAUCCAUCGGCUCGUCCAUGGGGGCUCAAAUGGCGCUCUUCUGUCGCUUUCGUUACGUUCGUCGUUGGCCUCGGUAUCACAACAGACUCGAUCGUCUACUCGAUUGUCAUAACCGAUUUACCUUUCUACCUUGAGGGCUUGGGGUAUACGGGCGUGUCGGGCCUAGUUGGGUGGUUGCUUUUCGCCUACUCCGCAGGUUUGGCCAUCAUGACCCCGAUCAUUGCACACAUCUCUGAACACCACACUCUCCGCCAAUCUCCUCUCGUCGUCGGCUGCUUUACGCUCAUAGGCGCACAGAUCAUGCUGAUGUUGGCUCCAACGUAUUGGGUAAUGGUGCUUGCGAGGCUGAUACAAGGGAUCGGAUCGGCAAUGAUUUGGACUGUUGGAUUGGCCUUGCUGUGCGACACCGUGCCGCAGAAAGAUGUGGGACGACAACUCGGCCUCGCGAUGUCCGGCCUGUCUAUAGGACUCCUCGUAGGUUUACCCCUCGGUGGAGCCCUCUAUGGUCGGUGGGGCUACCAUGCUCCGUUCUACUUCGGUAUCAUCGUCACUUUCAUAGACCUGAUAUCUAGGUUACUCGUCAUUGAGAGGAGGGAUGCAAUCAGAUGGGGAGUCGAUCCUGCGUCAGACGGCACGGUAGACGCUGAAAAAGAAUCGGAUGAGAAGGGUUCUGAAUCAACGGGUAUUGGUGAGACUCGUGGCGCCAUGAGUUCUGCACACGAGCUCGAAGAAUCGACGGUCGAAGGGAGAGUCGUAGGUGAGGUAACAGGUGAUCAGGCUAUUGAUGAAAAGGAGAGGAACGAAGAAAGGGCGGAGUUACAAGCUACAACGCCCCCUGGGAUCAACGAGAGCUCAUCAGUGUCACAGAGCAAGAACCUGUCAAUCUUGAAGGUCAUAACUAUCUUGAUGAACACCCCGAGGGCGACAACGGUGUUUUUCUUCAUCAUGGUAUAUGGAGUCAUGUACGGCGGGCAGAACUCUAUCAUCACUCUUCAUCUCCAAGCCAUCUGGAACCUCGACUCUACGAAAGUUGGCCUCGUCACGCUGGCCUCGGUUAUCCCUACUCUUAUCUCAUCGCCGAUGGUAGGUUGGUUAGCCGAUAGGAAAGGGAAUGAGUGGGCCACUGCCAUAGGUUUGAUCCUCGCGUUACCUUGGUGGGGCCUCAUCACAAUCGACAUAUCGUUGGCUUUAUUCAUCGUUUGUUUUGCGCUUGAGAGUAUGCUCAUGUCUGCCGUGCUUUCCCCUGUGUCGAGUGAGCUAGCUACAGUCAGCCGGACGAUAGAUGGCAUUGGAUACGCCCAUGUGUACGGCGCAUUCAACUUCGUCUAUGGUAUCGGAGCGUCCAUUGGACCGGUGCUUGGAGGACAGAUGUACCAACACGUCCCCAACAAUCGAGGCUGGCUAGCGUUCAACUUCGUCGCUUUCGGACUGGUGAUUGUGUCCAUUGGGCUGACGUUUGCGUAUACCGGCGAUAGACCUUUGGCGGGACGGUUGAGAACCGGACUGAGUGGCGUGUGGCGCGGUGACCGAGAAAUCGAGACAUGAGGGUUCUGGAGAGCGUGACGAACCAUCGCGUACGAGCACGAGCUGCAGUUGGAGCCACCUAACAACUCUUUGUCUCAUAGACGAUUCAUGAUCAAAAAUAACGAAUUGUAUGAGAGACAGAUUACUUAUACAUGGCCAUCUCUUUCUCUGGGCGCGCUGCAGUGA